AUAUCAAGCAUUAUGGGUUCUCAGAUUUGCCAAAACGUGUAGCCCUCUCACGAAGAAUAAAUUACGCAGGAGAGGAGAAUCAAAUUUAAUAUCCAUCACCCUCCUCAAAUACAUAAACCAUAACCUAUACUAAAGUUACUGUUCCCUGAAGAAAACACUUAGAUUGAGAAAGAACGAAUGAAUUCUUUGCCCAAACAAAAUUCUUCAGACAAUACUCUCACUAAACAGGAAUUAAAAGGAAAUAAAAAUGAGCCUUCAGACUUUAAUUUAGCAAAUGCUUUAAAUGAUCAAUUGGAUCUCCAAAAUAAUUCAAAAGACGAUUCGAAUAGUGGAUUACAAGACGGUAUUACCAAUUAUUUAUUUUAUAGUCAAACACAAAUCUAUUUUAAAGAAUAAAGCAAUGGUUGGAUCGAACUCUUUCAGUUCCAAGGAAGUUCAGAAAGACAAUGAGUCUAUUGGAUCCCAAAGAUCAAUUAAAAAGGUCACCUUCGAUAAAAAAUAAAAGGUUAUCUACAGUAGUUUUAGAAAACCUAAAGCCUGA
Molecule: messenger RNA, 541 nt
Organism: Paramecium octaurelia
Lineage: Eukaryota; Ciliophora; Oligohymenophorea; Peniculida; Parameciidae
Source: the annotation of a GenBank genome assembly